UUUUGCAUUAAAAAUGGCGAGCCAAGAAACAAAUAUCGACAAUUUCAUUGUCAAGUUGUUUGAAAUAGAGGCUAUAAAGUUUGGAACCUUUAAGCUGAAGUCUGGCAUAGAGUCUCCGGUUUACUUUGACUUGCGUGUGAUCGUCUCAUUUCCAGAUGUCAUGAAUCAAGUUGCUGCCCUGAUGUGGGAGGCCAUAGAAAGAAGUGGAUGCAAAUUCAAGUCAAUAUGUGGUGUUCCUUAUACUGCUUUACCUAUAGCAACGUGUAUCUGUGUCCAAAACAACUACCCGAUGUUGAUAAGGCGUAAAGAGGCAAAAGACUACGGCACACGACGUAUGAUUGAAGGUCGCUAUGACGACGGGGACAUUUGUCUUAUAGUAGAGGAUGUGGUCACUAGCGGCAGCUCUGUUCGAGAGACAGCUCAGUCACUACAAGCAGAAAAGGUCAAAGUAACAGAUGCUAUAGUUUUGCUGGACCGUGAACAAGGAGGAAAAACUGCUCUGGAGAGAGAGGGAAUCAAAUUAUACAGUGUUAUUACUCUGUCCCAAGUGUUGUCCACUCUCCAGCGAAUGAACAAACUGGACAGUGAUAUUGUAGAUAGGACCAUCCAAUUCAUACAGGAUAACAGGUUUGAUGGGCCUGCAGCUGACAGCAAGGCAAGCAACGGCUCAUCUAUUCAAAAGGUGAUGAGCCACAAAGAGCGUGCUGUGAAGUGCUGUCAUCCCUUGGUACGGUCUCUUUAUUCCAUCAUGAAUGACAAGGAAACCAACCUGUGCAUGUCUGUAGACUUUACCAGUAGUGAAGACCUUUUACAACUGGUGGACAAGGUAGGACCACAUGUGUGUCUUGUCAAGACACACAUCGACAUGUUAGAGGAUUUUACCACAGAUGUUACGCAACAGCUACAGAGGCUGGCACACAAACACAACUUCCUCAUAUUUGAAGAUAGGAAGUUUGGUGACAUUGGUAAGACGGUGCAUACUCAGUAUCAAGGUGGUAUGUACAAGAUAUCAAGCUGGGCACACAUCACAAACGCUCACCCGGUACCGGGGCCAGGGAUUGUCAGUGCUCUCGCAGAGGUUGGUAAGCCACUGGGACGUGGAUGUUUGAUGGUGGCCGAGAUGAGCUCAUCAGGAAAUCUUGCCACUGGGGAGUACACAAAAGCUGCUGUAAAGAUGGCCGAGACCAAUAAGGACUUUGUGAUUGGCUUUAUAUCCCAGUCCCGACUGUCGGCAGACCCUGACCUCGUACACAUGACACCUGGCAUCAAGAUCCAGAUGGGUGGGGACUCCCUGGGGCAGCAGUAUGUGACCCCAAAGAUGGCAAUCACAGAGAGGGGUGCAGACGUGAUUAUUGUUGGACGGGGUAUAACAGGGGUGUCAGACCCUGUCGGGGCUGCCAAGGAGUAUAAACAGGCGGGGUACUCUGCCUAUCUGAAUACCUUGAACCACUGAUCACCAGACCCAGUAUGUUAACCAGGAAUCUCUAAUGAUCGGAAUCCAUGAGUCGGACCACAAGUCUCUGAUGACUUUACGUGACGACAAUGAACCACUAAGGAUUUCAGGCACUGACCAUCUAUAGGAUGUAUAUGAAAAUGAAAACAUCAACAACUUUGUUAAUUAAUUUAGCUACCUUUGAUUCCAGUUGGUAAGCAUGCAGCAUUAUCAAUUAGUUUCCAGUGCAUAAUCUAGUGUUUUUGUAGUUGACUUUGACCUUUGAACUCUAAUAUGCAAACUGGGUCAUGCAAUAUGUAUAAAGUUCAAUCCAUUUUGAAAUGAAGCUGCUGGAGUGAUGUCAUUAAAUUGGUAGACUAAAUCCUGUAAACAGUAACAAUGACUUUUGAACUCUGAAAUAUGGAUGCAUUUGAUGUAUUUUCAUACUAAACCAUUUUUUAUAAAGUUUGAACAAAAUUUGUCUGGAAAUGAAGGCAUGGAGUGAUGACACUGAAUGCGAAAAUAGGUGGCUAGAUUAUAGAAGGCAAGACUGUAUUUCUAUAUUUUCUUUUGUUGUUUGAGGGCAUUUAUGUUGUGUUCAAUGUUAAGAUUGUACAGAGAGAAAGAGGAGAGUGCCAUAGUGGAGGUAUAUUGUUCACCAUUUUAAGCAGAAAAGUUUUGAAAAUUGUUCAGGAAUCAACAUUAAUGAUAAAUUGUUUAGUGAUGUUGUUGGGAAUCAAUCAUAUUUGGAGAGUUUAUUAUGUUCGCAGAAAAUGAUGAAGAGAGUAAGUCAAGGUUAAUAAUAUUUAUUCCGAUUCCAUUGACUAGGGAAAAACAAAAUUACCAAACAACAUAAAAUACCAUUUACGAAAGUGGAUAGCACUUGCUUAAAUGUAUGUAUAAGUUGUUUGAAAAUGGUUGCAAACAUAAUUAUACGCAGAAAUUGAUUGAAUUAUGUGUUAUAGUCAGAUAAAUCAUGUUAGUGAAGUGUACUCUACCUCACUUAUUUACACUGCAAUCAGAUGUGUUCAGAGUAUUUCGUAUGUCAUAAGUCAUGCCUUUAAAUUUAAUAUUUGAUUGUUUCCUUCAGGUUGUACAAACAUGGUAUGAUAGCUCACAGUUACUAGUCGUUAAGAAUGAUUGAAUCUCAUUAUUUAUUAAGGAUCCCUGUUCCACUGAAUGCAAAACACUAGAUAUUUCCACUUUAGUUUUUGUCUAGCUGCCACGAAGUAGCUGAAGUGAGACUAAGGUGUUGCUUUUCCGGGGACAGGGGCGUCAACAUUAAAUUAUUGCUUUCAAGUUAUUGUCUCUGAAACUAUUAGUGCUAGACCAACCUUACUUGCAACAUAGAUGCAUCUUAGGUAGUACAUCUAGACCCAUGCAUCAAAUGCUGGAUUGAUCUACCUUUUAUGGUCCAUUGACUUUGUCAGUUUCUCCAUCAAUAUUAAGUUUUUGCAUUUAAGUUAUUUUUCCUGAAACUUAAAGUGCUUGAACAACCAAACUUGACAUUUACAUUGAUGGUCAAAACAGGGCACAGGCAAGACAUAUCAAUCUGAAUGGCCUGUUUGUACAUACAGUUACCUUCCCUUAAUUCCAUUUUAGAUGUAACUGUAAUGCAUCUGGGUCUGCAGUGUACCACUGUGACCAAGUGGUCUGCAGUGUACCACUGUGACCAAGUUGCCUGCAGUGUACCACGGUGACCAAGUGGCCUGCAGUUUACCACGGUGACCAAGUGGCCUGCAGGUUACCGCUGUGACAAACUGGGUCUGCAGUGUACCACUGUGACCAAGUGGCCUGCAGUGUACCACGGUGACCAAGUGGCCUGCAGGUUACCGCUGUGACAAACUGGGUCUGCAGUGUACCACUGUGACCAAGUGGCCUGCAGUGUACCACGGUGACCAAGUGGCCUGCAGGUUACCGCUGUGACCAAGUGGCCUGCAGGUUACCACGGUGACCAAGUGGCAUGCAGGGUACCAGGGUGACCAAGUGCCAUGCAGGGUACCACUGUGACCAACUGGGCCUGCAGGGUACCGCUGUGACCAAGUGGUCUGCAGGGUACCGCUGUGACCAAGUGGCCUGCAGUGUACCACUAUGACCAAGUGGCCUGCAGGAGUUUUGAAAGGUAUAUAUAGUUUACUUCUCAGAAAUGAUUCAUAAAAGCUAAAGUCAUGCUAGGAAAAAAGUGUAUAUUACUAUUUACACAGUGGCACAAGGAUCCUUAAUUAACAUAAGCCAUUCCACCAUUGCCUGCAAAUUGACAACGUUUGUAAGGGUUUGUGGUGUGGCAAAGUAUAUCCUCGAAUAGAAUAUUCAUAAAGUUAAAAUUGUUUAGUGCUACCUUAUUGAAAUGUAUGAUUCUGUAAAAAUAUGUUGUUGUUUUUGCCCGUAGUAUCAUAGGACAAUAAAAGGUAAG
Mizuhopecten yessoensis (Yesso scallop) is the source of this 3845-nucleotide messenger RNA. Its product is annotated as uridine 5'-monophosphate synthase-like. The transcript is spliced from 11 exons. Gene Ontology annotation, biological process: 'de novo' pyrimidine nucleobase biosynthetic process; 'de novo' UMP biosynthetic process. The record is from RefSeq and is a predicted model, not a curated record. NCBI's taxonomy places the organism in Eukaryota, Metazoa, Mollusca, Bivalvia, Pectinida, Pectinidae. Bases 14 to 1453 code for a protein of 479 amino acids. Gene Ontology annotation, molecular function: orotidine-5'-phosphate decarboxylase activity; orotate phosphoribosyltransferase activity.